This is a messenger RNA of Fusarium subglutinans, 666 nucleotides long. RefSeq lists its product as uncharacterized. Lineage: Eukaryota; Fungi; Ascomycota; Sordariomycetes; Hypocreales; Nectriaceae. The transcript has a single exon. The coding region runs from base 1 to 666 and encodes 221 amino acids. The record is from RefSeq and is a predicted model, not a curated record.
AUGAGACAGGAGCGGCAGACAAGCACACUGCUGUUAACAGCGGAAUCAUUGGAACGAGUCUUCGGCGACACCGAUGAUGGCGCUUUCAUUGAGGCUCACAUGUACUCGUUGCUUUCCAAAGAUGGACUUUCCGACGAGAACUUCGCGCUCUGGAAAAAGAGGAAGCUUCCACAUCCGCUUUUUUCAAGCCGACCUGACAUCGUGUUCCGAAUGAACGCUCUAUACUAUCGCCUGAUGGACUGUUUCAACUUUGGCCCCGAAAUUGUCCCGUGGUUCAUCAAAAAGUUGCCUUACAGUGUGUUCUCUCACUACGCUGCGUCAGCGUUCGGUAGAAACGGAGAAAGAUUUCCAACAUCACUACAUGAUGCAACAGACGUCAAGAAGGGACAGGUCUUUUUCUUUUUGCUCGCAGUAAACAUGGUGGGAAACCCAUACGUAUGCGAGUAUGAAGCUACCCGUCGGCAGUACUGUGAGGAGUCUAUGGAAUUAAAGGGAGAGAUGAUUGUCGCUUGCAAGCCCAAGCUUCCCAUCUCGACUAAGGAAGGAGACAAUGCUCGGAACUUUAUGCAGGACCUUAUGUGCGACGCCUACAGAGUGGAUGUUUAUGGAAGCAGAGUCCAGUCUUUACUUGAUCGACGUCGAUUUAGGCAUGACGAAGUCCAAUAA